ACGUAGGUCAAGUUACGAUACUCCGCUCCUCACGGCACGGCGCGUUCAGUUCGCGGGGAGCGCUCGUGCGGUGCGCAUUGUUGUCCCGUGUUCCCCUAGAUGAUCGAUCACGUGGUGGACACUGCGCCGAGUUCCGCACGCGAUUCCGUCGCGAAGACGCGCCGCCGUCGUGGGGAAGGGAUUAGAUGUGCGCGUCGACGCCGCGAUGGACAACCCUAGCGGCGGACGAGACGGUCGGUACGCGAGCCUCGGCUACAGCAUGGGGAUGAUCGGGAGCGAUGCUGGCACGGAAAUCUACGGCCGACCGUCCACCUCCCAGCUCGCGGCGGCGGCGGCGGCGGCGGCGGCCGCUUCGCAGAUAGGCCGCGGCGGCGCCACCAUGAUGUCGGCCGCGGGCGCCGCGACGCCAGGCGUCGGCCCCCCGGUGCAGCGGGGCAUCAAGCGCAGCACGUCCGACGUCUGCUACGGCGACGACGUGGGUGGCAACCCGGCGGCGCGGCAGCAGCAGCAGCAGCAGCAGCAGCAGCAGUCGCUCUCGCAGGGCAUGUCGGCCGGCGGCAUGCCCGGCGACUGCGUCCCCGACAACCUCGACGAGUCCUUCACGAGCCUGGGCCAGCCGAAGAAGUCGCCCCCGUCCAACGGCAAGAAGACCAAGGGCCGGGUCAAGAUUAAGAUGGAGUACAUCGACAAUAAGCUCAGGAGGUACACCACGUUCUCCAAGAGGAAGACCGGCAUCAUGAAGAAGGUUCGUAUCGUGCCGCGCACCGGCUUUCCCGCUCUCUUUCUAGCGCGACGCAACUCGGAGCGCGCUCCGCGAGAGGAAGAGAGGGAGAGAGAGCGCCCGCGUGCGCGUUCAACUCCGCGAAAACAGUACGCGACGUGCGCGAGGUUUCUCGCGCGUUUUCUCCCCGACGACGGGAUGCUGCGCGACGGCUCCCCCCGGGCGCCUGCGCGCUCGCUCGCGAUUUACGAGAAAAAUGGUAUCGUGUGCCGUUUGGCUUUAGAUACAGAAUUGAUCCUCUCGAGAUUCGGCGAAGAAAAGUUGUAUUCGAGCGAAAUUCUUUCGGAAAAGUUCCAUGUUACGUGCCCAGGUUCCAUGUUACGUGCCAAGGUGUUUGCACCGGUCUUUAAAGUAAGGCAACUGGUGUACGGCUCGCCGCACGGUGGCUCGCUGCACGCCGGCUAUCCUGGUACCGGGCCCGGUAGCGGGCCAGCGGGCGGCCCGACCGUGGCCCAUCCGCCGCCGCCGCCACCGCCGCCGCCGGGCUCGCAGCACGCGCCACCCUCGCACGCGCAGCACGCGCACCUCAUAGCGCAUGCACACGCGGCGGCGGCGGCGGCGGCCGCCGCCGCCUCGCCGAGCUCGCACCUCGUGCCGUGCUCGAGCCCGGGCCCGAUGCUCGCCGGCGGCCCGUACCAGCAAUCAUGCCCCUCGCCCCUGCCGCCCCAUCACGCCGCCUACCAUCCCCACAUGUCGCACUCGCACCCCCAACGGUAGUACGCGCUCGCCGCUCGUCGGCCCCUCGCGCUCCGUCCCCCGUUCCCGCCGCACGCGACGUUCUGACACGUUUCAACGAUCGGCGGAGGAGGCGCACCGCAAAUCUAAGCGUGCCACUUUUCUACACGUGGAGGAAAGUCCUUUGUUAUGCGACAAGUUGCUUAAUAUGGGACAGCGGGGUUUCGGUUCAAUUAACAAGCGUCGUCCGUUGGUCCAAGUGAAAUCUGUUCAGUGGAAAAUUCAUCGUCGCGAGAAAAGAUUUCUGAUUGAAAACCCGCUAUCUCACAUUAGAAGCCUAUCUCGCGAUAGGGAACCUUCCUCCAUACGUGUAAUUUUUGCACGCUUCUCUCCGUUCAAAAUCGCGACGCGUGACUUCUCUUUAAACAGAAAUGCGUAAAAUGACGCGGGUCUGGUCGUACCGUUGCGUGUGAAAAGUGCUUCACCAGAUUACACAUACGUGUGAAAAUACACACUUAGAUUUGCAGUGCGCUAGAGAUCGCGACGCCGGCGUUGCUGAGGCGCGUCUCGUUGCCGCGAGUCCGAAUGUACUCGGAAGAGAAAGAGAGAGAGAGGAGAUUAAUCUCGAUAGAACGACGCGAGCAAUAACGAUUGUUACAAAUUUGUGCAAUUUAUAUUAUGUGUAGAAGGAACGACGGUCGUCGCGGUUAUGCCGUGAGACACGGCACGCGUAGAGAGAGAAAGAGAGAAAGGCUUUGCGGGUCGAGAGGCCCCAAAGGCUCGUCAACAAAUCGCCGUUUAAUUGUUCGCGCAUUUGACAUUUUUUCAACGCACGCUUCAACGUCCGCAGACUUUUGCUGCGUGUCUCGUCCAUUUUUCACAAAUUGACUCCGUUCUACCCGUGAAACACGGCGUACAACUAUUUCGGCGUACGCCGACGCGAGGCCGCGUGCGCGCGCGCGGCUUUUAGAUACCGAAAUAAUUUCUACUUCGGGCAUCGCGCGUGCACCACUGACGUAAUUUCCCUUUAGACGUUGUAUCGCGCCGGCGGGCGCGCCGCGGAGUCACGUAUGGUAUUUAUUGAAUCAUGUACGACGGACGCGCGAAACGGGGAGCUCGCAGGGGGGCGAUCCUCCCCCCUGCGAUCGGGUGUUCUUUGUUUUGGCCGUACAUGACUACGGCCGGACACGCGCGCGCGCGCAAAUCUAGUCCAAUCUCCCGAUUUUACUUAAAUAUACGCACUCAAAUAUAUCUAUACAUACAUGUGUGUAUUGUACACCGGUGAAUCUCGAUCAGGUGUCGCGCGCGAAAGGGUUGGUAAGGGCGCGUGGUAUCGCCGAAUCGCGAAGAAUAGAGAACGAUCUGAGACGAAUGCACAGCGUAGGAGCGCGAGUUCUGUCGGCGUCCAGGAGCCCACGGGAAUGGUUCGUGAGAUUCGGAUCGGACGAGUGUCGGGUGAAUCGCUGUGGUAUGGCCAGGGCCACAAAGCUCAGCUUAGGUGAAACAAAGUAGAGUAGUGUGCGUCGACGAGAGUCACCGUGCAAUAGAGACAUUGCGAGGAAACAGAGAGUAUCGUUAUGGAUUAAUGGAUUAAUUAAUUAAUUAUAUCUGUAGAUCUUAGUUACGUAACGUAGCGUCGUGUGAUCAAUUGCUCGGUGAGGACAAUCAUGGAUAAUCGAGUAUAGUUUAGCACUCGUUCGUCCAACAGCUCUCUCCGUUUUCUUUUUCGUAAUUCUCUCCUCUUUUUUUUUUAUUUGUUUACUCUUCUAAUUUAAAGCAAAUCGCGUAUUAUUUAUUGAGGCGGUCGAUAUUUUUUAUUUAUUAUACAUAGAGGCAAAAGAGCACACCGGUUGGGCACGCAUUGCCGUUAUUGUAAGCCCGACGUUUGUCGCAAUGUUGGCGUUCUUUUUUGGUAUCGUGUAUCUUACGACUUUAAGCGUUGUCGAAAAUACUCCCCCUCCGUGUCUCUCUGCGAGAGAGAUCGGACGCACUUAAUUUAUCUCCGUUGGUAUUGUCGAAGAUGCAAAGAUCCCCCGUCAGGCGAACUGAUAUUUAGACUCACCAAACCGCGGUGGUGUGAGUGCGAAUUCGGCGGUGCACGCUUAAUACUGUUACGCAUUCCCCCUUCCCUUUUUUUUUACCGAGCAUCGUUGUGCCUCGUCCAUUGGUUCUUUUUGUUUUUGUUUUUAUUGUUUGCUGUGUAACGUGUUGUGUACUGGCAUGUGUAGCUAUCUGGAUUGUCUUUUCUCGCAGAAUAAGUAGCUAGUAUU
Messenger RNA from Vollenhovia emeryi, 3726 nucleotides. RefSeq lists its product as uncharacterized. The transcript is spliced from 3 exons. NCBI's taxonomy places the organism in Eukaryota, Metazoa, Arthropoda, Insecta, Hymenoptera, Formicidae. The record is from RefSeq and is a predicted model, not a curated record. Gene Ontology annotation, molecular function: protein dimerization activity; DNA binding. The coding region runs from base 206 to 1498 and encodes 430 amino acids.